AUGACGAUCCAGGCGUCAACUGGAUCAACUAUGAUUCCUCAAGCAGACACAGCAGUGAAGAAAACGACUGGUGUACUCCAAAGCUAUGCUGACGGUGUGUGCAUUGACAAUAAUGACUGUUCAAAUGGAAAUACAUGCUGGUUACACAAAUGUACUUACUUUCUGGAAGUGCUUCCCCUAGAGUUGGUACCGUGGAAACCGGCGAAGGCCGAUGCAUUCCCAGAUGAACAAACAAUACAGUGUGCUGGUGAAUUGACAUUAAAAGAAAACAAUAUGCAUUAUCGUAUGGAUGACCGGGAUAAACAGGAAUGGCAUUUAGGGCAGCCGAUGUCAGAUUCAUAUCAACAUUCUGACGCUGUCACCCGAAGACUGCCCCUCCCCUAUCGACCCCCACCUCGUUCUGAAUGGUCUCGUGGACCUGACUAUUCCUGUGAUGGGAAUAUUGAACAGGAAAAGUUUUAUCGGCGUUCUCAGUUCCACGAUUCAUUGCCGCAAUAUUCAGCUCCAGAGUCAAGUCAGAGAUUUCAUGAUUCAAUGCCGCGACAUCCACCGACAGAGUCAGACCCACGGUUUCGUGAUUCACAGCCGCGAUAUCCACCGAAAGAGUCAGACCCACGGUUUCGUGAUUCACAGCCGCGAUAUCCACCGAAAGAGUCAGACCCGUGGUUUCACAAUUCACUGCCGCGAUGUCCACCGAAAGAGUCAGACCCGCGGUUUCGUGAUUCACAGCCGCGGUAUCCAUCAAAAGAGUCAGACACGCGGUUUCACGGUUCACAGCCGCGAUAUCCAUCAAAAGAGUCAGGUCCGUGGUUUCAUGAUUCACAGCCGCGAUAUCCACCAACAGAAUCAGACCCGCGGUUUCAUGAUUCACAGCCGCGAUAUCCACCAAAAGAGUCAGACCCGCGGUUUCAUGAUUCACAACCGCGAUAUCCACCAAAAGAGUCAGACCCGCGAUUUCAUGAUUCACAGCCGCGAUAUCCACCGACAGAAUCAGACCCGCGGUUUCAUGAUACACAUUCGCGAUAUCCGAAAGAGUCAGACCGGAGGUUUCAUGAUUCAUUGGCACGAUUUCCACCGACUGAGUCAAGUUCACGGUUCUUGGCUAAUGAUCCAGAUCGAAGUAGAAUUCAUACGCUUUUAUCUAGAAAUAAUAAUCCAGAAAUGGAAGAUCGCAGAUCUCUACAGGGAGAACUACCUCGACAUACUUCAUCAAGUCCACGUAUUUAUAAUGAUGAUAUCCCAUCAUUGUUGGAUGGUCCUCCACGUUUGGGGGACUAUCAAAGAAUGCCACAAUCAGAUUAUGGGUGGCAAUCCACGAUGAGCGACUAUCAUGAAUCACCAAACUUUGAUAUAAACCGAGAACAGUAUCCUAGACAUAGUUCUAGGACUUCACAACAAUCUCAUAAUCCUGAACGCAUUAACAGACAUGACUUUAAGCGUGAGCCGGCCGAAAUUGUUGACAGGUCUCUGCUUCCUAGCAGACCAAAAAUGCCACGUCAGAAUUAUAGUUCUGAGCAGAAAAAGAGCAACAGCUCGGUGGUCGUAGACGGUGUUAUUAUUAAAAAGACUGGUGAAAAAAAAUGGAACUGUACAGUCUGUCAGUUAAACUUCUCGUCAUGGAAGGACGUGAGCAUGCAUUCCCAAAAUGCCUUGCAUAUUGCAAAUCAACAUCAUGAAGAGAAAAAGUCAACUGCCAGGGCUGAUGAAAAAGGCAGAAAACGAGAAGGAUUGUCUGACAAGGAUGGAGGAUAUCACAAGAAACAGAGAUUGACAUGUGCUCAUUGUAAUGUGCUCUGUGGCAGUGAAGUGGAUUUUCAGGAUCAUUUGAAAGGAAAGAGACAUGCAGCCAGUAUUGAGGCCAUAGCUUUCCUGGAGAAAUCUAAGAAACAGAAUCAAGCAUCUUCUAUGAACAAACAAGAUGUAUCCAUGGAAACAUCCCAAACUUAUUGUGCACUAUGCAGUUUAGAAUGCCAUGAGAAAGAGGCUUUUGAAGUGCAUUUGAAUGGAAUCAGACAUCAUCUUAAAAUAAAAGCACUAGAAAAAAAUACCAAGACACCAACAACAGAGAGUGAAAAAAACACAUUCGAUCCUGAGAGAGAUAGUUAUCUUGCCAUGGCCCACGAAUGUGGGAUUGCAAGGACUGACAAAGUUAGUUCAGUUGAUGAACUGAAGGCAUACAAACGGAGAGUUUCAUUGGUUGACAGGCUGACUAAAGUGAUUGAGAUAACUGACUCGCCUGAUUAUGAUCUUUGUCUUAUCUGUGCUAAAAAAGUGACUCCAAAAAAUAAUCAUAAUGAACAUCUGGCAAAGUGGCAACAUACUGAUGAAGUGGAAAACAUUACACUGAUCAAGAAAUGGAUGGAUCUUUUGAAGUUAAUGAUAAAUCCUGACACUUGUGAGAAAGCAUUCAAGGACCUUGAUGCUGUUGAAAAUGGACUGAAGGGUGCGAAUCACAUUCCAUGUACUCUUUGUGGAGUUAAAAACCCACGUACCAAGCAAACAGCUAAGAAUCGCUCUAAGAAACACAUAGAAACUAUAAAACACAUUAGUUGUGUACGCAUUGCAAUGGCUGUUACUGGUAUUGGGAGGGCAGCACAACAACAAAAUGGAUGGAAAAUAAGUUUAUUCAUAAAGAAAUAUGAAAGAUUGCUGUUUGAAACAGAGAACAAUUCAUUAACACAGAAAUGCAAAAUAUGUGACUUGGAUAAUGGUUGGAUUCCAUAUGGUUUGUUUGUCACAGUACCAGCUUUCCAUUAUACAACAUUGCACCAUAACCUCAUCCGAUACUACUUAGAAGAACUAGUUUUACAACUUCAACCACUUAAAGAAGUGGAUUUUGUCAAACAAUUAAAACUGCCAGUUCUGAAGGAGGUGAACACAGUUGCCGUGGUGAAUGAGGAAUCUUCUGAUGAAGAAAAAGUCCACCCAAAAAUAAAAAAUCCAGUGGGUCCACAGUUCAUCGAGACUCAUUAUUUGUGUAUAAUAUGUGAUCAGCUUAUGACAGAUAAGACCACAGCCUUUGGUGAACAUUGCCAGACAAAAGAUCAUGUCAAAGCAGUUGAGUUACAGAUAGCAUCCAAGAAGGCUGAUCCAACAGAUUCCAAGACAUCCAAUAAUUCUGCAGUUGCUAUGGAAACUGGUGAUGAAAUAUUAGAAGAUAAAUCUGAUGUCAAUACAACACAGAAGGAUGACAAGACAGCAGUGGAGAAUAUUGAUGAGGACAAGCGUCAGAUAAUAGACACUGGAGAAAAGAAAUCAGACAAGAAUUGUGAUACUGAUGCUUGUGUGGAGAAAUUGGACAAGACUAGUGUCACUGAGACUGGUGUGGAGAAAUUGGAUAAGACUAGUGUCACUGAGACUGGUGUGGAGAAAUUGGAUAAGACUAGUAUCACUGAGACUGGUGUGGAGAAAUUGGAUAAAACUGAUGUCACUGAGACUGGUGUGGAGAAAUCGGACAAGACUAGUGUCACUGAGACUGGUGUGGAGAAAUCGGACAAGACUAGUGUCACUGAGACUGGUGUGGAGAAAUUGGACAAGACUAGUGUCACUGAGACUGGUGUGGAGAAAUCAGACAAGACUGGUGUGGAGAAAUCGAACAAAACUGACGUCACUGUUACUGGUGUGGGGAAAUCAGAGAAGACUGAUGUCACUGAUACUGGUGUGGAGGAAUCGGACAACACUGGUGUGGGGAAAUCAGACAAAACUGGUGACACUUCUCUUAGUGCAGCGAAAGAUAAUAUCAAUGAGGAAAACAAAAGUGAUACCAUUAAGGAGCAUCCAAUAAAAAAUGGUACCAUUGAUGUUGCUCAAGAUAAGGAAACUGAAAAGUGUGCUGAAAAAGGUGACAAAAACAACACCAUUAAUGUUGACAAGAAAGAUAAAAAUGGUACAAUUGAAGUUGAUCAAGCAGACAAAACAGAUGUCAUUGAAGCUGAUGUAAAGGGACCAAAAGUCUGUACUACAGAUAUCAGUAACAAAGGCAACAAAACUCCAACCACUGAUGUCGUUGACAAAGAAGUAACAAAAAAUGGUUCUGUCAAUGAUGGUGACACUGAGGACAAAACUAAUGUCAGUGACACAGAGAAAAAAAAUGGUUCUACUGCCGAUGUUAAGGACAACGAUGACAAGCCUGGUACAACUGAUGCUGGGGAAAAUGAGGACAACUCUAGUACAACUGACGUUGGAGACAAUGACAAAACUUGUACAAAUGAUGCUGGUGAGGAUGACAAUAUUGGUCUCCAUGGUGAUGAAAAUGAGGAAAAAGCAGGUUCUUCUGAUGAUGAGUUUGAUUAUUUGACUGGUGAUGAAAACGAUGAAACAGAUAAAGGUCUUAUGGAAACCGCUUCAGGUGAAGAAUUUAUCCAGCCUUGUUUUCUGUGCAUACUAUGUGAUGAGUACGUAAUGGAUUCUACCACAGGAUUCGGUGAACACUGCCAAACAAAAGGUCAUGCUCGUGCCAUUGAGGCUGCAAAGAAAAGAGAACGCUUUCCGGAGUACAAGAAACGGAAACCAUUAGAAAAACAUGCGAUAGAAGCCAGAGAUGUCAGCUCUUAUGGUGGAUACAUAAUACGUGGGAAAGGCAGAAGAUAUCAUCACCAUGCAGAAUAAUUAAAUGAAACCUGUGUGGAAAUUCUGGUUUAUGUAGGACUAAGAUGAAGGGAAUAGAGUUCAGUUUAGUAAGGUUUAGAUAUUUUACAGUAUUAACACUAUAUCGUAUAAAAGUUUGAUGUUCUUGCCGAGAAGGGUGUUUGAAUUUACUGAAAUAUACUACACUUGUUCGGCUUAGUGCCCAUUCUUGACUAUAACUAAAAUUGUCACUUGCACUAAGUGCCCAACUCCCUAAAAGCACAAUAUCUGGAGCCGAGUACCUUGGGAUUGUUGUAAUACAAUUUACUUCCUGAUUCAGAG
This is a messenger RNA of Saccoglossus kowalevskii, 4908 nucleotides long. RefSeq lists its product as uncharacterized. Lineage: Eukaryota; Metazoa; Hemichordata; Enteropneusta; Harrimaniidae. The record is from RefSeq and is a predicted model, not a curated record. Gene Ontology annotation, molecular function: nucleic acid binding; zinc ion binding.